Paraphaeosphaeria sporulosa is the source of this 1941-nucleotide messenger RNA. RefSeq names its product GroES-like protein. Lineage: Eukaryota; Fungi; Ascomycota; Dothideomycetes; Pleosporales; Didymosphaeriaceae. The transcript has a single exon. The record is from RefSeq and is a predicted model, not a curated record. Gene Ontology annotation, molecular function: oxidoreductase activity, acting on NAD(P)H. Bases 309 to 1532 code for a protein of 407 amino acids.
GAAGUUGCCAUGUUCUUCCACUUCGAGCCUUCGCCCGAGCUGGCCGAUCUGUGUGUAUUGGAUUUCAGGUUAGGAGUGACAUCGGUCGGUACUCAGUGUUCUUCCGUUGCAUUGCACGGAAUGUUGAAGCGGGGGAUUGUGAGGGCCGCUGUGCUGGUGUUCGAGGAGGAUAACGAAGUGGGUCCAAGCGGACGUCCGCUGCGUUUUGAUUGGUGCGAUCGUCCGCUUUCCCUCCAUGUCUCUUUCCUCCCAACGUCAACUACGACAGAGACUUGAGACCACUAGGAUCAUUCAUAUAUCUGGUUGCGAUGCCAAUAUUUUCAAAGACCCGCAACACAUCAAUCCUUCGUUUCGCCACCUCCCUCGCUCUCAGUACUCAAAAUACCGAAGCUCAACCCUAUCUGACCAAUCAAAUCUUGUCGACCACCAUGCCUACCAAUUCCGCAGCAUGGAUGCUGGGUCCCAAGCAAGAACUUCAAGUCAAGGAAGCGCCGUAUCCCAAACCGGGACCCGGUGAAAUCGUCGUCCGCAAUCGAGCUGUAGCGAUCAACCCCAUCGACUGGAUCCUUCAGUCUCAAGGGACCGCCAUGGCAUUUGGCUGGAUACAGUACCCCUUCGUGUUUGGAAAUGACGUCGCCGGAGAAGUUGUACAAAUUGGAGAGCAGGUGACUCGCCUCAAAGUCGGCGACCGUGUGACGGGACAGGCGCACAGUGUGGACAAGCUUUUCAAUAACUCUGCGUACGGAGGCUUCCAACAGUACACGAUUCUCCUGGAAAGGAACACAGCCACUAUCCCGGAGACCAUGUCGUUCGAAUCGGCGUCGGUACUCCCUCUGGCUUACGCGACCGCGGCGGCUGGGCUCUUCGAGAAGGAUCAACUGAAUCUAGAAUACCCUCAGCUCGACGCAAAAGCAACUGGGAAGACUGUUCUCGUGUGGGGAGGAUCUACUAGCGUGGGCUUGAGUGCUAUCCAACUCGCAUUGGCCGCUGGAUACGAAGUCAUCUCCACCUCUUCACCUCGGAACUUCGACUUGCUGAAGUCGCUCGGUGCCAGCGAAGUGUUCGAUUACAACGACCCCAAAGUCGUCGCCAAUGUCGUCAUGGCCAUGAAAGGAAGGACGUCCGCAGGAGCUCUGGCAAUUGGAGAGGGCUCCAUGUUCAGGUGUUUGGACGUGCUGGGUCGCUGCAAGGGUGACAAACAUAUGGCAAUGGCGACUUAUCCGGUACCAUCGCACCCGAAGCGGUUCGCUCUGCUGCACACGAUAUAUUGCUUCGUCACAUCGAUGAUCUCGAUAACCGUCAAGUCCAAGCUACGAGGCAUAACGACGAGCUUUGUGUGGGGCUCAGUGGCUCACUCGCCCGUGGGAGAGGCCGUGUAUGCGAGGUUUUUGCCUGAUGCCCUCGCAAAUGGCAAGUUCAGGGCCGCACCGGAGCCGGUGGUAGCAGGGGAAGGACUGGAAGCGAUUCAAGGCGCAAUCGACUUGCAAAAGAAGGGCGUUUCGGCGAGGAAGGUGGUCGUGAGCCUGAAGUAGGUUUCUCUGGUGAAUGGAAGGUAGCUGUACGUUUAGGUAGCAAUUUCAACUUGACUGUUUCCCCCACUAGCGCGCUUUCUGUUUCUGUAUUGCUCUCGCUCAAGCUCUCAACUCAGCAGCGCCGGUUGAUUGUGCAGUCGGAAAUCCUCAGUACAUGCAGCUUCGAUUGCAGCAUCAGCACGCUGUCUCUCUCCUUUGAAGCCGACUUCAGAAGUUCUCCUAUUUUCGUCGAUUCCCGCACUUGAAGCCCAAAUUGACAACCACAAUGCCACUCACCCUGGUCCACACCUACGCGGCGGACGCACGCCAGACCCGUUACCUCUUGCGAGACACUGACGAUGGCAGCAUCAGCUGGGGAUACUCGUAUGACCCAGUGUCCGAGAUCAAGAGCACUUCUCCCCAAGACCUC